Arabidopsis lyrata subsp. lyrata is the source of this 3838-nucleotide messenger RNA. RefSeq names its product ferric reduction oxidase 8, mitochondrial. The record is from RefSeq and is a predicted model, not a curated record. Lineage: Eukaryota; Viridiplantae; Streptophyta; Magnoliopsida; Brassicales; Brassicaceae. Gene Ontology annotation, molecular function: oxidoreductase activity. The transcript has 8 exons. The coding region runs from base 1458 to 3650 and encodes 730 amino acids. Gene Ontology annotation, cellular component: plasma membrane.
AGUUAAUUCAGUAACAAAUGGUAAGAUUGAUGAACGGAUGGACCAUCAAUCCACUACGCAGUUAAGGGACCAACUUUCCUCAAGUGAGGAAAUAGGAUCGCGACUACCACUUCCUUACACACCCGUGAUAAUAUUGUCAACGUCAUUCAUGCUUUUUCACCUAAAUUUCUUUAUCUUAGUGGACUAGGCAAUCAAUUUGAAAACUCUACACUGAGUUCCAAAGUUUAACAAAACCAUAAAAUGAAGAGUCCUACAAAUAUGUUCUGUUUCGUCGUGCAACAAGUUCCACUUUGGCUACACACUAAAACAAAAAACCUAACAAUUUUCCAUGAUUAAGGUCAAAUGUUUUGUGGUGGAUUUCUGACAGCCAUAUAUAUAUGUCAGAAAUGAGUUAUUUUCUUCUAAUGGUUAAGCAUCGUCUUUCGCAUUUCAACUAUCACUUUUUCAAAGUUUUUGGCUAUAAAGUUCACAACCAUAAGGUGUUUUAUCCACAUUGGAAUGUUUUCAACUAGAUCCACCCCUCUUUUAUAGUCCCUCAUUCCAAAAUAAAACACAAAUAACGUAAAACUUGUCCUAAGGAAGCCUAAGUUGUACGCUUUCUAUAAGGGCCGGACCAAGUAAAAGAAAAUAUAAAUUAAUUUGAAGCUAAACAUCAUAAGUUUGAUAAUAAUAAUCAAAGAAAAUUUUCCAAUUUAUCGUGACAAGGUUUGCAACAAAUCAAAAACAAUACAACGACAACGUGAAAAUAAAAUAAACAUAAAACAUUUUUACUCAUAAAUGAAGUGUCCUGGACCAUGAAGAAUGCAUGAGAAGACAGGGUAGGGAGCAAUUCUAGGGAAAGACGGACGACAACAAAACGUCAAACCUAACCUAUAAAAAUUAAAAACGUGAUUUAUAUAUAAAGAACCGUAAUGAAACAAAAAAAAAAAGUUAAUAGUGAAAAGUUUAAGAAAACCAAGCUAAUGAUGGGUCUUUUUAACAUAAUAGUUUCACUUUUAACCACAAACACACACAAAAAAUGUUUGAAAUGACUAAGAAAUUAAUAAACUAAGGGAAACUUAAAUGAUUUCUUAGUACAAAUUACAAAUACAUGAUGAAAACUGAAAAGGAACAAAUGCUUGAAAGUGCAUAGCAAUCAAGACAUUUUUAGGAAAUUACGAAUAACUUACACAUUUUGGUAAAGCACAAAAAAUCUCAAAGUCACAUUUUGGCAUAAUCUCUAAGGUUUCAACUUUCAAGAAUAAAUAAAUAAAUCAUCAAAUAAUUGAAAGCACAGUAAAACUAAAUUCUACAUCUCUUGAUAGUAAAAAAGAGAGUUGUGAUAAGGUGGUGGGGCCUUUUAUUUGGUCUUCUUUAUUUUGAGUCCAUAUAUAGAAAAAUUGGAAGAAGCUAAUCAAAAGGUUCAAAACUAAAACCACUUUUCAAACAUUGGAACUAUCUAAGUAUUGAACACAAAGAUGGCCAAAGUGUUGACACUACUUGUUCUCCGACUACUCAUGAAUCUCUCACUUAUCGGUUGGAUUUCUCUCUGGAUCAUCAAACCCACGACCCUAUGGAUACAAUCUUGGCGUCAAGCUGAAGAUACCGCCAAACACACUUUCUUCGGCUAUUACGGUCUCAACUUUGCCGUAUUCUCAUUCCCUCCUAUUGCUCUCUCUAUCGUUGGACUCAUUUACUUGAGUUUACUGCCACAACAUCAUCAUCCAACAAGUUGUAGAGGAGGUAGGAGUGCAGCUAUUACUGUCUCAAGACCAGCCAUUAUCAAUAGCUUCAUUGGAAUUGUGUCUUGUUUCGAGAUACUUGCUCUUCUUUUGUUCCUCGUCUUUCUUGCUUGGAACUUCUAUGCCCGCGUCUCUAACGACUUCAAGAAGCUGAUGCCUGUCAAAACCCUGAAUCUUAACUUAUGGCAGCUUAAGUACUAUAGAGUUGCUACAAGGUUCGGUCUAUUAGCCGAAGCAUGUCUCGCUCUUCUUCUUUUCCCUGUCUUGAGAGGACUCUCGAUGUUCCGGUUACUUAACAUUGAGUUUGCAGCUUCUGUAAAAUAUCAUGUGUGGUUCGGGACUGGUUUGAUUUUCUUUUCUUUGGUUCAUGGUGGAAGCACUCUGUUCAUAUGGACUAUUACUCAUCACAUUGAAGAAGAGAUUUGGAAAUGGCAGAGAACGGGUCGGGUAUAUGUAGCUGGACUGAUCAGCCUUGUAACAGGAUUACUGAUGUGGGUCACAUCACUUCCUCAAAUUAGAAGGAAAAACUUUGAAGUUUUCUAUUACACACACCAUUUGUAUAUAGUUUUUCUUGUAGCUUUCUUGUUUCAUGUCGGUGAUCGUCACUUUUACUGGGUGCUCCCCGGCAUCUUUCUGUUUGGACUAGACAAGAUACUUCGGAUUGUUCAAUCACGAACUGAAAGCUGCGUUCUUUCCGCCAAUCUCUUCUCUUGUAAAGCCAUUGAGCUUGUUUUGCCAAAGGACCCAAGGCUUAACUAUGCACCCUCAAGUUUUAUAUUCUUGAACAUUCCGUUGGUCUCACGGUUUCAAUGGCAUCCCUUUAGUAUUAUAUCGAGCUCUAGUGUAGACAAACACACAUUGUCUAUUAUGAUAAAAUGUGAGGGGGAUUGGACAAAUUCUGUUUAUAACAAAGUAGAAGAAGCGGCAAAUUCUGAAAAGAAGAUUAACAACAUAACCGUAAGAGUAGAAGGUCCUUAUGGACCUUCCUCGGUAGAUUUUCUCAGGUAUGAUAAUCUGUUUCUUGUGGCGGGAGGGAUCGGGAUUACGCCAUUUCUAAGUAUUUUGAAGGAACUCGCGUGCAAAAACCGCCUCAAAUCUCCCAAGAGAGUGCAGCUUGUGUUUGCGGUUAGGACAUUCCAAGAUCUUAACAUGUUGCUUCCAAUAUCCUCUAUACUCUUUAACCCAAUCCACAACUUAAACCUCAAGUUAAAUGUUUUUGUCACUCAAGAAAAAAAACCUUCCAAUGGUACAACAACAUUGCAAGAGUUCUUGGCUCAAUCACAAGUUCAGUCUAUUCACUUCAAAACCGACGAGGACUAUUCAAGAUUCCCAAUUCGUGGGCCAGAAAAUUUCAGAUGGCUUGCCACAUUAGUCCUUAUAACCGUGCUUACGUUUCUCGGCUUCUUGAUAGGUCUAAGCCAUAUCUUUAUACCUUCUGAACACAAGAAUCAUUCAGGGGUUAUGAAGUUAGCUGCUUCAGGAGCAAUGAAGACAGCUAAAGAAAAGGUUCCUUCAUGGGUUCCAGAUUUGAUUAUCAUUGUCUCUUACGUUAUAGCUAUCACAAUUGGUGGUUUGGCUGCAACAAUUCUUCCAUGGAGAGGAAAACACAGAGAGGCACCAAGAAUGACUAAAGAAGAAGUAAUUAAACCAGGGGAAAGAAACUUCACCGAGUUAAAACCAAUUCCUCUUAUUGAGGAACUUGAGAUACAUACCGGGGAAAGGCCAAAACUCGAAGAGAUAAUGUCGGAGUUUGAGAAGAACUUGAGAGGAUGGUCGAGUAUAGGAGUGUUGGUAUGUGGACCAGAGACAAUGAAAGAAGAUGUGGCAUCGAUGUGUCGCAAAUGGCCUCAGUGUUUUGGAGUAGAGGAUUCAGGAAGAAACAGAAUGAAGAUGAAUCUAAAUUUUCAUUCUCUUAAUUUUAACCUCUAAUCUAAAAGCAUUUUCUAAGAUUGUAUCGUUAGGGCAUCAUCAAUGGGAGAUCAUGUCAGGUUGUUCUUAGAGAAAAUAUAAUAUUAAAAUAAUGUAAGAUCAUGUGUUUAGAUAUUUUGUUUAGAAGUUGAUUAGUGGGAGAACAUGUGUAAGAUCUUAAGAUUUAAUAAUAUAAUAAUCUAAAAAUU